GAAUAAAAUUAGAUUGUCUUCGCUCAUUAAUGAAUUACUCAGAGAUGGAAAAUGAAACCAAUUGAAGGUUAUCAUGUUUAGUAAUUCAAAAUAUGAAGAUAAAUGGUUGAAAGUGGAUGAGGCACAAGUACAUCAAAAUCUUGAUCGACUAAUCAAACUAGAGGAAAAGGUAACCAAAAUAACAUGAUCAAUUAUUUUGUUUUCACAACAAUUGUAAACUGAAAACAUGAAAUUCAUGAACUGAUCUGAUAUCGAUUGAUUGUUGUAUUUUUAACAUGGAAAACGGUUGCUAUAAAUUCAAACAUUAUCCUUGAUAAAUGGUAAAUUAAGGAGAAACUUGAACUUGAUUACAAAACUCGUGGGUUUACAUUUAUGGUUAUUUGUGGUUAAGGACAUUUCAAUUUGGUCGGUUACUCAUGCUAAUUUGUUAAUAUGUGAAUUUGUUUCAAUUGACAAUUGCAGCAAUUCAAGAGUUAACUGUUUGGUUUAAGUUAAACAAUUAGAUCUGGUCAAACAAGCGGAAUAAAAGUCCAUUUGGUUGAUGAUUUAAUAGAUAAAAUGAAUGUAUACAGAAGAAGCAAAGGAACCGACAAAAUUGAAGGUUAACAAGAUGGGAAGAUGAUGAUGAUGAUGAUGGAAAUAGUGAGAAGUUUGAUUCAACAUUUAUUAAUUCAAUAAAAUUUGAAAGGAAACUGAAACUAUUGAGUAUCAUGUUGAACUAACACGCCUGAAUAACAAGUAAAAACAAAUAAUUGCAACAUUAAAAACCAGUAUCAAGUCGAGGUGAGACCAGAUGAAAUAAGAGGCUUAAUUGAACUGUAUUUUACUUUUCAACUAGUGUUUGGUUAAUUUUUAGUUGUGAUAAUAGAAACAAAUGAUGGACCAAGAACCUGAAGAAUCACAAUCAAAAGAUGAUCAGCAAAAUGUUCAACAUAUAGCUGAUAUAAUUGGAUCAUGGGGACCUUAUCAACGAAAAUUAAUGUUUCUCUUGAUUAUCUGCUAUUGGGCAGCUCCAUUCAAUAAUCAAAGUCUCCUCUAUUAUGUUAUCAAAAGUGACCUUUGGUGUGAAAAAUCAACUGGUUUUCGGGUUGCUAUUAAAUCUGAUACUUGUAGCUUCAAAGAUCUUGAAAAAUGUACUGCUUGGGGUCAUAAUAUUACCAGAACAACCGUAACCAAAGAGUGGAAUCUUGUCUGUGAAAAUUAUUGGCAGCGAUCAUUAGCAUUGUCAGCUUACCAAAUGGGCUAUUUAGUAUCUGGACCGUUUAUUGGUACAAUAUCCGAUAAAUUUGGACGUAAAAAUGCCAUAAUCGGCUGCAUAAUUAGUGAAAUAAUUUGCAGUAUACUCUUGUUUGUCUCAUCGUCCAUUGAAAUGUUCACGGUGGUCAGAAUUAUUCACGGCAUCGGAGGAUAUGGCAGAUAUCUAGCUUCAUUGGUUUUACUUGUUGAAAGUGUUGGACCAAGGAUCCGUGGACGAAUUGUUGUUAGCUUUGAUUGGAUCUGGUUUGGCGGUGAAUAUUUAAUGAUAUUGGUAACUUAUUUUGUUACCAACUUUAGACACAUCUUUUUGGGCUCAGCUAUUUUCCAAAUAUUUUGUGUCACUAUCGUUAUGCCCAAAGUCAAUGAAUCUCUUCGAUGGCAGUUGGUUAAUGGUCAAGAUGAAAGAGCGGAAAAGGUAUUGCGAGAGUAUUCAGUUAAACAGGGUAGAAUGGAUGAAGAAACAUUCCAAAUGAAGUACGAAGCUCUUCGAGACAAUGUCAAGUCCAGUUUACGGUCAAACAAGGCAAAGGAAACAAUUUUCACUUUGUAUCGCCAUCCAACCUUAUUGAAAUACUGUUGUGCCUUGUAUGUAAUGUGGUUCACUAUGGCUUUCACAUUAUUUGGAUUAACUUAUACAUCACUCGAUUUGUCUGGAAAUAUAUUCCUCAAUAAUGCUAUAUUUGCCAUUUCUGGUGUUUCAGCGCUCACAUUCAUGACCUGGAAAGUUGAAUCCUUUAAACGACGACCAUUGGUUCUUACUUUAUGCUUAGCAACCUCGAUGUGCUUAUUUUCAAUAAUCCCAUUAGCCACUUCAUCAAGAGAUGUUGUUCCAAGAACAGUUCUCAUCACGGUUGGAAAAUUUUUCGCCUCGUCAACCUUUCUUUUGAUGUACGUCUAUUCACCUGAAGUUUUUCCAACAUCAAUACGACAUCUUGGAGUAGGAACCUGUUCAACAGCAGCAAGAAUCGCCACAAUAUCAGCUCCAUUUGUAGCACAAUUGACUGCCAAAGCUGAUCUAAGAUACACAUUUGGGUUGUUUGCCUCUUUGGGUUUAAUUGGGGCUGCAGUUUCAUUUGUGUUACCAGAAACUAAGGAUAAAGAAAUUACUGAUACUGUUGAAGAAAUGAUUAGAAAUACUAAAACAGACGAUGAAAAAGAGAUGAUUGAACGAAGAAAGAACCAGCCAUAAAGGAUGAUCAGCUGAUGCACCAGAUAUUGUUGAAGCAUUGACUUUUCAACUUUUAGUUAUUCAAUUUAUUUCUAACAUUGUAAGUCAACCCAUUGAUCAUUUGCAUGACCAAGAUGGUUGAUUCUAUUAUUCGAGAAUUGUAAUCUUAUAACUUGAAACUUAACUCAACUGGAAUAAUGAAUGUUUCUUGGGGAACGCCAUUAAUUGACUGAAAAUUUAUGAUCAAUUAUUCAAAGAAUAAGUUAACCAUUGACUUAACCUUAUAAAUAUACAAAAAUUGUAGUUGAAUUGAAGUAAACAAUGGAUAGUGAAUUUAUAUUACCAAAACAUCAGAGUAAUGUACUCAUUUGAAUAAUGGUGAUAACAAUUGGAUUCAAAA
Molecule: messenger RNA, 2825 nt
Organism: Tetranychus urticae (two-spotted spider mite)
Lineage: Eukaryota; Metazoa; Arthropoda; Arachnida; Trombidiformes; Tetranychidae
Product: organic cation/carnitine transporter 2
Biological process (GO): transmembrane transport
Cellular component (GO): membrane
Molecular function (GO): transmembrane transporter activity
Source: RefSeq, a predicted model, not a curated record